Molecule: messenger RNA, 1362 nt
Organism: Striga asiatica
Lineage: Eukaryota; Viridiplantae; Streptophyta; Magnoliopsida; Lamiales; Orobanchaceae
Source: the annotation of a GenBank genome assembly
AUGACAGUCGUUCCCAGAGAAACCAACAAAUACAACACCAGAGAUAGGAUAGAAACCGAGGAAAGACAAAGCACCAGUCUCAGCCUUGACCGCCGCAAGGCAGCAAUCGCGCAAUACGUAACCAUGAGAGGAUUCUCCGCCACCGCCAAUCUACUCGCUAACGCCAAAUCCAAAUUCAAAUUUCUCCCCGCAAAUCUCAGCUCCACUAUUUCCAAUCGUUUUCCUAUCACUACUACGGCGCCGGCGCUUUCCCCCAAUUUGAAGCAGCACGACGACAACAACAACAAAAAUCUUAUGCUUAUGGUGCGAGUACUCAACGAAAAAACCUGCGACUGCAGCGUAAUCUCAACGGAAAACAACUCGUUCCGAGUGGUAGUACCAGAUACGCUUCCCAACUUAUCGUUACUCAGAGCUGAACAUUUCAAUUACGGGUUUAGGUGCGCCGAUUAUAUCGUUCGAGCGUGUUCCAACUACAAAUGGAUGUUGUUGACAUGUCAAAAAGGGCCUGGACCUUCGUACGAGCUUCUUUGGGAUCCUACGACCGACGAGACGAAACCCCUUCCUCUUUCUGCAACCGGGGACUAUAAGGUAGUCAAAUCUCCACCGGGGACUAUAAGGCCUCAACUCCGGCCUGUAUGUUGGGGUUUCGGCGUGGGGUUUGAUCCUCGUCCAUCCGGGGACUAUAAGGUAGUCAGAUCUCAAAAUUUCGACUUUGGAAUCCGCUCUGAGGUGUUGUCCCUCCAAACCGAUUCGUGGAAGGAGAUUCCGUAUCCUUAUGAUCCUGAGUUCCAACCCAUUGAAAAACUUGCUCUUCACAUAAAUGGCUUUUAUUACUGGCUAACUCGUCAUAUUUUUAACAAGAACUUUUACGCUAUUAUUCCGUUUGACUUUGCUAAUGAGGAGUUUCUGCCUGAUCUUAUCCCUAUGCCCGUUAGCGAAAAGCUUGGGUACAAUGUGAGAGUUGUUCUUGCUGAGUUUCACGGGUCGCUCGCGGCUAUUGUUUACGAUUUUAAUAAGCCGUAUACAAAGAAGAAGAAGAAGAAGCCUUGUUUUGAGAUUUGGGUGUGGGGGAAUGACGAUUGGUCCUGUGUGGACGAGUUUGAGGUUCCUACUGACUGUGAUGCUCGACAUGCGAUAAUCGGUCUCUACAAGAAUGAUAAAGUGCUCAUUCAGGACUCCAUUGGUGACCUGCUGCUUUACGAUUGUGAGGACCGCAGCUUGAAAAGUCUCGGCAUCCAUGAUGAAUCAUUUAAAUUGCGGGUUUACCCCUAUGGAAAAACUACGGUGAACAAAGGGGAUAAAUUAGUAAGCCUGCAGAAGAAUUCUCCACAGAAAGAGAAGGAAACUACUGAACUUAAAUAG